Messenger RNA from Gordionus sp. m RMFG-2023, 6303 nucleotides. RefSeq names its product CD109 antigen-like. The transcript is spliced from 29 exons. The coding region runs from base 116 to 5515 and encodes 1799 amino acids. The record is from RefSeq and is a predicted model, not a curated record. NCBI's taxonomy places the organism in Eukaryota, Metazoa, Nematomorpha, Gordioida, Chordodea, Parachordodidae. Gene Ontology annotation, molecular function: endopeptidase inhibitor activity. Gene Ontology annotation, cellular component: extracellular region.
UUUAUAUUAGACAUUAUUUUUUUUAUAUUUUUUUGUCCGAUAAACUCGACUAUAAUUUUACUAAAAAUAUUAAUAUUUAUUUUAUUUUGAUAUCAAGCAAUAUGUCACCAGCGAAAUGCGUCAUAACACCUUCCCUUGCACAAAAGGGAAUCUAUCAUUAGGAAGUGUAUUUUCUUCUAAUCGUAAACAUUCUUUACUUCUUUUCAUCGUCCUAAUCAUGUCAAGUAUGCCUCAAAAUACCUCGGUCGAAAACACCAAAAUAUUGUCAAAAAACACUUAUGUAAUAACCGGUUCUAAUACGAUAAGGCCAGAUUCUGAUUACGACGUGAGUGUUCAAAUUCUUAGGUCCCCCGCGAUCAACUUAGAGGUACUCGUAGUUAUUCUUCCCACAAAAGAUUCUGAUGGCGGUAUAGUGCCUUUUGAGAGUGACAUCGUCGAUAGUCAAUAUAUAGAGGGCGUUAAUUACACGGUUAUAGCUAGGGCAGGAGGACUUUUUGGUCCUGGCCGGGCCCAAAUCCUGAAGCUCAAAAUCCCAGCUUUUCUAUCCUUGGAAAGUUCUAAGAAAAUAGCGCUCAAAGUUUUAACAAACGCUCAAUCUGCGCAGGAUGGCGAUGCUCAAAUUGGAAAGGAGAUUGUGACAACUAGUAUUCCAUUUAGAAGGGGACCAAUUAUAACCCCGCUAACAAAUAUUCGGAAUCAAACCGAGCUAACUUUCAAUGGGAAAAUGCAGUCCAUAUUCGUUCAAACUGACAAGUCGAAAUACAAACCAUCCGAUAAAGUUCGAUUCAGAGUAAUAGAAGUGGACUCAACUCUCAAGCCUCUCAUAGGGAAAGUCACCGUGUUUAUAACGGACUCCAAGGAAAACAGAAUCAAACAAUGGUUGAAUCAGGAUUUGAAACAAGGCACAUUUUCUUCCGACCUUCAAUUGGCUGACAAAGCUGUGCUGGGCCAAUGGACCCUAACCGUUCUUCCUCUCUCUCAAAAUUCGUCAGAUGUGUCCCCAGUGGGGGAAUCUAUCACUAAAACCUUCGUGGUCGAGGAGUACGUUUUGCCGACAUUUGGCGUUGAACUUUGGGCUCCUUCCUUCGUAGUUUUUGACAAAGCCAACAAGAAACUCACCGUCGAAGGAUACUUCGAAGCUCAAUAUACUUUUGGAGGUACGGUUCCUGGAAAAGCUAUUAUAAUCCUCAAGGACAGCUAUGGUGAUUACGUGCCUAGAUUAGGCAUAGUCAAAUACGAGCAAACCGAACUAAGCCUACCGGUAACUGAGCGCAGCCCUACUAGAAUAACUUUCAAAAUAAGCAUAGAUUACACCGGCAAAGAAAACUACAAUGCGGACUCUUAUACAUACGGUCAUACAUUCUCUCUUUCUCUAACAUUUACCGACUCUCUUACUCUGAAAUCAAGAUCCGCUAAUAGAAAUUUUCCGGCUUACAUCUCGCCUUACCAAUUGACUCUCGUAGGCCCCACUUAUUUCAAACCCGGAUUAGAAUACGAAUUAAAGAUAAUUGCCUCCAAAUUUGACGGAAAACCUCUCACCGAAACAGAUAUUGCACAAAUAAAGCUCGACCUUAAAAACAGCGGUUCUUCUGAAGGCGAAAACAUUAUACAAUUUAAAAGGACUAUGUAUUACAGCAAGCCUUACCAAAUCGAUAAUGAAACGUUUACGUCCGAGAUAACCAAGCAAAAGAGUUUGCAAUUGGAUUCCACAGGAAUGGCUAGUGUCGUUUUAAAUGAUUUAAAUCUCGACAUAAAUAGGAUCAACUUUGAGGGAAACUUUAUCGGUCAAACCAGGAAGUUUAGCAUAUCUACCAACAAGUUCGAAGAACCUUCCAAUCUCUUCCUGGAAUUGAGAAAUCCUCAACAAGCUGAAAACGACGCCGAUAGGAACAUCUUAAUACUCGGUUCGACUCACACCCUCAUAGCUGUUUCAUCCAGCUCCUUAACAAAUUUAACCGUCCUUUUUAUAGCCCGGGGAAGACUAGUCAGUCUCAAAACUGUCCUCAUAGAACCAUCUUCUUCAUCUUCCGCCAUAGAAAUCAAAUUUCCAGUCAUGCCAUCACUAGUUCCUUCCUUUAAGGUUCUCGCUUAUCUUGUUAGUCAGAAUGGAAACGUUAUUGCUGACAGCCUGGCUUUCAAAGUGGAUAAAUAUUCCGAAAAUUUUGUCGAAUUGAAUUUCGAGCCGAGCAGUUCCAGUACCAAUAACUCUUUGAGUUCUAAUUCCGAUUCGCUACGUCCUGGCGCGGAAACUUCCCUUAAGAUUAAAACGGUGCCCAACUCUUUCGUCACCUUAUUAGCCGUUGAUAAAAGCGUUAGUCUUUUGGACAAUAGUAACGAUAUAACUGAAGACGUUAUACGCAAUGAAUUAGCGCUGUGGGACAGUGGGCCCGAAUAUGAUCGUCCUAUAUAUGGUCGGUUUGGCUAUCCCAGGCCUUCUUCCGGCAACGUUUAUCAAACGUUCAAGAGUGCAGGCUUGGCUGUAUUGACAGACGCAGAACUUUACGUUGGGAGCGAUAUCGUAUAUUCGAGGCGCAGGUUCAACCUAGGCGGUUUUGGGAGACGUAGAAAUUUUGCGCCAAUGAGUUUUAUGCGUGGUUUUGCGGGACCUAGUGCUGUAUUAGAAUCCGCAACAUUUGAUGCUUCCCCGGCUCAAUUCAUGCUUGAGAAAAAUGUCCCUAUCGAAGCCUCCAUCACGACUCGGAAAGAUUUUCCAGAAACUUGGAUUUGGGAAGAAUUAAUUGCCGAUGGACAAGGUUUUGGCCAAUUAAAACAAAAAGUUCCAGAUACCAUAACAACCUGGGUUGCCACCGCUAUCUCAAUAAAUGACGAAAAGGGCUUAGCAAUUACAAAAAAACCAUCAGAGCUAAGGGUAUUCCAACCUUUUUUUGUCUCCUUAAAUCUGCCAUAUUCAAUAGUCCGGGGUGAAAAGGUCAAAAUUCAAGCGUUGAUCUACAAUUAUAUGGGCAAAGACAUCAUGGCUACCAUUAAAAUGGAAGGCCCUUCUUCCAACCAAACAGAUCCAGAUUUUGAGAUUUUAGACCCCUCACAAUUUGAUGACAAAGUUUCCAAUCAGCUAGUUCCCUCCGGUUCGGUUAAUCAAAUUAUGACGAAAAUAAACGAUAACACCAUUUUUCCGGCUGUUUUUUACAUUAGGGCGAAUAAAGUAGGCCUUUUGUCCCUCAGUGUCAAAGCCUUCACAGAUAUGGCUGGAGAUGCUAUAGAAAAAUUGUUGCCAGUCAAAGCAGAAGGUGAGACACUGUUCUUUAAUAAACCAUAUCUAAUUAAUUUAAAUCGGAGUUCUGAUGGCAAAAUUGGAACUUUUAACGAAAAAUUUGUGAUUCCUUGGGACAUUGGUAACAUGGUCGAAGGUUCUAACCAUCUGGAAGUCUCUGUUAUAGGUGACAUAAUGGGCCCUUCUCUCAACAAUAUUGGGAAUUUGGUGAGACUUCCAUACGGUUGCGGUGAACAGAAUAUGUUGAAUUUUGCUCCAAAUCUCUACAUUUAUUUUUACCUUCAAACCAAGGGGCUUUUGACACCCGAAUUCAAAUCUAAAAUUGUUAGCUUUACUGAACAAGGGUUUCAAAGGCAGUUGACUUACCAAAGGUACGACGGUUCAUUUUCCGCUUUCGGUAAUUCCGACAAACAGGGCAGCGUUUGGCUGACGGCUUUUGUGCUCAAAUCUUUUGCUAAGGCAAAAUCGUUGGGUGUCAUUUACAUCCAAGACAAAAUAAUAUUGGAUUGCCUGACAUUUUUGUUAAACUCUCAGAUUCUAUCCAAUGUUUCCCUGGGGAAGGGGUUAAUUAUAGAUAAAAGCAGGCUGGAAAGUAUUGAGAUACCUAGAGAUAUCGGCAGCUGGAGAGAGAUUGGAGAGGUCCAUCAUAAGGCAAUGCAGGGGGGAGCUUCAAAGGGCCUAGCCCUCACGGCUUACGUGUAUAUCGCCUUGAAAGAAACGUCACUUCUCUUCUCCGACCCAUCAAUAAAUGUGUCAUCUAUGAACCCAGUCGAUUCUAAACAACGUGCCCUAUCUAGGCUUUCUCGUUCGUUGAUAUUAGCAGAAAAAUAUUUGGCCAAUCGCGUGAAAAACGUUGAUUCGUCAAAUUUGAAUAUUUCCAAUCUUCCUUACGACCUCUCAAUCGCGGCUUACUCGUUGACUCUGGCCACAUUUCAACCCCGAAAAAGCUCCAUAACUAAAAGAUGGGCCGAGUUCUUUAGUCAUAAACACAAUAGAAAUAAAUACGUUGUAGAACCGGAUACAGGGUUAGGAAUUCAAAAUGAUAGACCGGUUUCGGAACCGGAGGUAACCACUACAAAAGCCUCAUUGUUAACCGAUCCUACUUUAUCAACGAAUACUAUUGACAAUUCGGAAAGUACCGAGAUUAGCACUACUACCUACAUAACUAACUUAGCUACUGAUAUGAUUUCUGCUUUUAGUGAGAAAAUGCAUUCAAUUUUAGACCGUUCUAAUUCUCCCGUUUCUUCCAAUCGUAAUAUCAAUACCGACUCAAACCCUAAUAGUAAUGAUGUCAAUACCGACUCUAAUAAGAGCACUUUUACCACUAGUUUUAAUAGUUCACUAGACUCGUUAGAACCUAUCGAUAUGGAAGUCCAUUCCGCACUCUUGAAUAGUGCGGCCGAUCAAAGUUUCCAGGAAUUGCUCAAUUUAGCUCAGAAUGAAAGGGAUUUCACAUUUUGGCAUCAGGCCAUCACCGAUAAGAAAGAUAUGUACGGUUCACCCCAAUCCUUGGAUUUUGAAACGACCGCUUAUGCGCUCUUAACUUUGGCCAGUCGGGGUAAAUUGAACGAGGGACUUUCAGUCUUGAGAUGGUUGGUCUCUAAUAGAAAUGCUUUGGGUGGUUAUUCUUCUACUCAGGACACCGUUAUUGCCCUGAACGCUUUAUCCACCUUUGGUGCAUUAUUGCCUACUAAAGAUCAGGAUAUUAUCGUCACCGUAUCCGGUGACACAAAAUCACACGAAGUUAGGCUGACUCCACAAAAUACAUUUGUCAAACACUCCUUGGAGUUUGGUUCCACGUUGGAGAAAGAAUUAACCUUAAUAGCUUCUGGAAUUGGAACUGCGCUUAUUCAAGUAUCUUGGUCAUACAAUAUUGUUAACAAAGGUAAAGAAACGGGGUUUGAAUUGGAAACCAAAGUUGUUUCCAAAAAUAAUACGCUUUUCGUGGAUAUUUGUAUGAAGUACGCCGUUAAAAGUGAAAACAACGACAGUCGAAGUAACAUGAUUGUGCUGGAGAUAAAUAGCCCUUCGGGUUAUCUGAUUGACAAGGAAUCGGUUCUUACAACCCGGGGUAACUUGGAAGCCAAGAUAUCGGAAUUGUCCGACGCUAACACGAAACUCAAUCUCUAUUAUGAUAGCCUGGGAUCCCAAACCGAGUGUCUGAAACUUGAGAUGCAAAAAUUGUUCGAAAUUUCUGACAUCAAGCCUUCGUUAGUCAAACUUUCCGAUUAUUAUCAACCUGAAUUCAAGAGCGUAGCCUACAUAGAAAUACCUGCUCUUUAAAGAAAUAUAUUCAUUAAAUACUUUUUUAUUAUAACUUUUAACCACUCACACAUAAAUAAUAUAUAAUGUAAAAUUGAAUAUAACUAAUACAAAGCACGUUGUAGGUAGCUUAUAAUAGUUGAUCUACGAUAAUUUUAAAUAACAUGAUAAUUUUGAAAGAAAGUUUGAAAUUUUGAAGUAUAAAAGUGGUAAAAUAUAAUCUUGAAAAAAAAAUUGAGAAAUUUCAAAAUACUAGAAUUUGAAGGAAAUUGACAAUGUUGGGGAAUUAUUUUUAUUGCAUUUCAGAUAUAAAUAAUGGUUAAAGUUCCUUUUUAAUUUUUUUAAACUAUUUAUAUUUUAACAAGUUGCAAUAAUAUAAUAUUAAAACCAUCGAUUGUAAUAAGAUAUUUUUAAUUGUAUCGCUAAAAAUAAUCACAUAAUUAUUAUAUUUAAACAAAUAUAUACCAAUAUUAAAAAAGGCACAAACAUCAUUAAAACAAUGUUUUAUAUACAUAAUUUAAUUAUAUUGUCUUAAAUCAUAAAAAAAUUGAACUUAAUUAAAACAUAUAUAUUUUAUUUUAUUGUUCACCAUUUUUGAGAAAUAGACAGACAUUUUUAUGAUAUACAAUCGAUGUCUGUUAAAUAUAUAAAAACUAUACUUUGAUGUUCUUGUAUAAUCAAUUCAAUAUCUAUAAUACAUGAUAAUUUAUUGUAUAUAUGUGUAUUCACGAUUUACUAACCAUCCCACCAUUUCCAAUGUGCCAAUUAUUAUUUUUAAAUAAAAUCACAAUAUACAUUUUUAAACAAAA